AUUAUUUCCGUACAUAUGAAAUUUGUGACAAUAUUGUCCGGUGGUGUGAGAUUUUUCUCAUGUAAAAUCUGUGCCUUUGUUCAACAAAAGUUGGGAAACACUGCUAUAAUGAAGGAAUUGCAGCCAUAAAUGGGGUUUUCAGGAGGGAUGACAAUGGAGGUGUGCCACACAGUUUGAAAAUUCUUGAUAAGUAUGAUAAAGAAUAGGAGGGUGCCAGGUAGGUGGAAUUUUCAUGGUAGACAAUCAUGUAUUUAUAGUUAUACAGGGCUCAAUACAUUCUAAUGCUGUGUCCAUGUCUAUUUUAUUUUUUUUUACGGGGGCUUGUGUUAGCAGUCGUUGCAUUUCUGCUGAGUACAGCACGAGUUUGCAGAGCAAAUAUGAAGCCAAGCAGCGUCCCACUGAGUUCUGCGCUCCGGCUAGCAGAGAAGGAGGGAAGUAGGAGGGCUGAUGUUCUAGGCGGGCAAAAAUAAGAACGUCAGGGUUGAUCAUAACCAUAUGCUGGCUGCUAUUUUCCCCUAAACUAAAAAGCAAUAUGGGACGGGAGCAUUUCGGGGGAAAACAAAAACAAAGAAAGAGACUGGGCAGGGCCUAAGGCAGAGGAAGUGAUCUGCUAUUUCACACACUGCUGGUGAAGUUCAGCUCCUUGUAAGAAUUCUCCCGACUAUGGUCUCGGUCAUCUGGAAUGUGAAGUCACCUCCUCUGUCUACGCUGCGUUCCAAAGGGGUCGUCUCUUCCUGUCUUCAACCGCCCCCCUCACCACCCAUCUGCUCUGACAACACGCUUGAGCAACCACUGGAUGCCACGCCAGUGUGGACAGGACGCUUUUGACAAACACCGGCAUGAAAGUGAGAUCCCAGGAGGAAGCCACAUCUGACCAGACUCCCUCUAAAAGGAAUCAGGCUCCAGAAAAGAAGAGUACAGUCAUCAGAUGAACAUUUUGGCGCUUACUCCUAUUCCCUUAUAUGGCAUCGGAGCUGGGAAAUCAUUUGAAUUAAUCUGGAUUCUGGUUGCAUGCCUGGAUGUCUGCUUUUAGUGCUGACUGAGUUGCAUCUGGUACGUUUCUGCUAUUGCUCUUUACUUGGGAGUGUGUGGGCACUGUCUGUCUGUAUGUCUGUCUCGCUCUGUGUGUGAGACGCCUGGUUGGUUUGUUUUGCCAUUUCUUUCCCUGUUUGCAUAUGGACUUUUUGUUUUGGGACGACAAGAAGAGGACUUGUGUUUGUGGUUGGGCUAGAAAGUUGGCUGCUCCUGCUGUUUUUCCUCUUCCUUGCGGCUGGAAUAGGCAAACACAUACACCUGGCAGCCAAGAAGCGGAACAGGCUCUCUAUACAAAGACGACUGGAGCUCCAUCUGAACAUCCAUCAUUGUUUGGAUGUUCCCUUUUUUUACCCAUUCCCAUGCAGCCAAUGUGGGGUGAGGACAAACAGGGACCCAGGAAGAACUUGUUAAUAUAAAUUGGAUUGACGUGGAUCACAGGAAAAGACACAUGAUAUCCAGGUGAUACCCUUUGAAGGAUGCGUUACCGCUGAUACUCUCCUCAUGUGGAUUACCUACAUUAGACUGUCUCCCAGCAUCGGUUGCCAUGGCGACAGCAGCAUGGUAUCACCGUGACAUCAGCCGUGUGCACGCAGAGGACUUGUUGGCACGGGCCGGGAGGGAUGGAAGCUUCCUAGUCAGAGACAGUGAAUCUGUGCCAGAAGCUUACGCUCUGUGCCUACUGUUUCAAUGCCAUGUCCAUACAUAUCGCAUCCUUCCUGAUGCAGAUGGUCUCCUUGCAGUCCAGCAGACCACACAGGGAGUCCAGGUCAACUGUUUCCGGACACUGGAGGACCUUGUUAUGGGAUACCAGCACCCACACAAAGGCUUGGUCACCCCUUUGCUUUACCCGGUGCCCCGUGACGCUGACACCGGGGAUGAGAGCUCAGAUGAUGAGAGGACACCCCAAAGUCAACACGCCCCUGUCAACACGGUCACCUUCACAACACCACUGGCAAAACCAGAACCGCACGCCUUAUUCCUGGAUAAGUUGCAGGAACUGAACACAUCCACUACUGCAAGUGAUGUGAUCGGACUACUCAACGACUAUCUCUUCAGGGAGCUGCCGCUGGACAUUGAGAAUGUUCAUAAAGGGGCGACGACCCUCUGCCACCUCAAGCGUACUCUGGGUGUUGCCUGCCAGGGCCUGAACAGUGAGAUCGACCUAACUCUCUCGAGUCUGGAAACGUUGGCCAAGGUUUUUGACCACCCCAGCUGCUCUUUGUCGAGCACAAAUUCCCAGGGUCCAGAGAUGGAGAUGGACACCUUGCUGUGUAAGAUUUCUGCAUUGGUCAGCCUCCUUUCUUCUCUGGAGAAAAAGGUACUCGAGGCUCUCCAAGACGCAGUAACCAAUCACAAUCUGGCAGUCCAGCGGAACCCGCCUCCCCCGGAACCAACGCCCGCUGUUACGAAUUCUGCCAAGAGCCACGGACGUCGUCACCAGCCAGUCCACUCCUUCCAGGUAAAGAUGCUGCGCUACGGCAGGCAGACGGUCUCUGUGGAUGUGGAUGCAGGCGUGCUACUCUUUGACAGGAAGGCCAACUCGUUCGAUGUAGAGCGGGUCUCACAUGAUAGAGUUCUUCAGGUUGUAAAGUACCAGAGUAGUCCCACGAAGGUACGAGUGGUGAUUGACAGCCACAACAAUGCACCACGGGAGAUGAUAUUUGAGAGUACACGGAAGGGCAAUGCCUUCUGCCAACUCCUCCAGCUGAUGAAAACAAGGCACUCAAAGCUGAAUGAACCUGACGUCAUCUCUGUUUUCGUCGGCACCUGGAAUAUGGGCAGUUCUCCUCCGCCUCGCAGCGUGCAGUCGUGGGUAACCUGCUGCGGUUUGGGGCACACCCCCGACGAGUCCACGGCAUGUCUGCCUCACGACAUCUAUGCCUUGGGGACGCAGGAAAACCCUCAGGGGGAGAGGGAGUGGGCGGAACAUAUUAAAGCAACCCUUCGGAGCCACACCCAGAUUGAUUUCAAACAAGUGGCAGUGCAGUCCCUCUGGAACAUGCGGCUGGCUGUGUUUGUGAAGCCGGAGCAUGAGAGCCGCAUCAGCCAUGUCAGCACUGCCAGCGUGAAGACUGGCCUGGGUAACACUUUGGGGAACAAGGGAGCGGUCGGUGUGUCGUUCCACUUCAGUGGAACAUCUUUUGGAUUUGUCAAUUGCCACCUGACCUCAGGAAGGGAGAAAGUUCUGAGGAGGAAUCAAAACUUUGUGGACAUCCUCAGGCUGCUUUCACUAGGUGACAAACACCUCGGUGCAUUUGACAUCAGCCUGCGUUUUACUCACCUCUUCUGGUGCGGAGACCUCAACUACCGACUGGACCUGGAUGUACAGGACAUUCUGAAACAUGUAUCUAAGAGGCAGUUUGAGGAGCUCAUGUGUGCGGACCAGCUGACUCGAGAGAGGCACAAGAGGAAAGGCUUUCUCUAUUUUAAGGAAGAGAAGAUUGCAUUUCCACCCACCUAUCGGUAUGAAAGAGGCUCAAGAGACUGCUACCUGUGGCAAAAGUACAAGACUUCAGGGGUGCGAGUCAAUGUUCCGUCAUGGUGUGACAGAAUUUUGUGGAAGUCGUACCCUGAGACACACGUAAUGUGCACAGCAUACGGAUGCACAGAUGACAUUUUCACAAGUGACCACUCACCUGUUUUCGCCACCUUCCAAGUGGGCGUGACGUCACAUUUCAGCUCCAAAGCAGAUCCAAGUUCGGGCGUUGAGAAGGCCUGGGUUGAGCUGGAAGGCAUUGAGGCCAUCGUGAAAACGGCGAGCAAAGAAAAGUUCUUAAUUGACUUUUCUUCGCCUUGCCUCGAAGAGACACGGCGUUCAAGUGAGAAUGACUCGCAAAGCUGUGAUGUCCCUGGCUUUCUCAAACUGGCCUGGUCCUUCAAACAGCUACCAAAGCUGCUUCCGCACAGGUCUGACAUGGCCUACCUCCAGGAUCAGCACCUGCUGUUGUCCGUCAAGUCAUGUGAUGGUUUCGAGUCAUACGGUGAAUGCUGUGUGGCUCUCUGCUCCCUUGUCGGUGCAUCAGAGCAGUUUGAGACGUUUCUGAGCCACCGGGGUGAGGAAAUCGGCUCCAUCAGAGGACGGGUCCGCAUUCACGUACCCAAGGAUAGACGAGGAACCUGUGAAAAGACCUACGAGUGUUUCCGUUUUGAGAAAGACGACAGGCAGGGGCACAUGUCUCCUGCAUCCACACGAGUCCAAAUAAACAGGUCUUUGGCAGCUACUCCAAAACCAACCCCAAGCAGCUACACCAAUCCAGCCUACUUCAUCUUCGAGGGCGUGUCAGUGGUCCGGGGCAUUGAGGAGGCUCUCCCCCAGCCAAGGGACCCGCAGGUGAUCUGGGCCGGAAAUGAGGCUCUGCAACUACCCAAAAUCUCAGGAAGGCACGUCUUCAACACGAAACCCUGUCGCCGAUCAGACUUUACCGAGAUUGAAAUUCCUGCCAUCCUUCCCCAGUACACUGCGUCCAGUCAACUUCAGACGCAUCAACCUAACUCCUCCUAUGAGCUUUUCCCAGCCAAAAAGCCCUCUCCCAUAUCUCCACCCUUGAGUAAAAGUAUUUCCCAGUGUCAGGAACACUUGUCAAAGUCUAAAUACCAUGCGAAAAACAUUUGCCAGGACUCCAUAUUACCAGAGAAGAACCUGAGGAACCUGUACAUUAAUCAAUCCACAAUCAUGUGGCAAAAAGCCAGGAGGGAUCUCCCGGAAAGAACCGAUACCAUCAGGAAAACAAAAGCCCCACCAGUUUUCCAAUUUACCACCGUUCCCGCUCCUCUGGGACACUGUCGGCCUGCUCCUUGGGUGGUGGACCAGCAGCAGCAGCAGCAGCAGCCCCCCGGCCCCACAGGAGACAACUCCCUCACCGCUCUGCAGAUUGCCAAGUCACUCAGUGAGGUUGACUUCUUCCCCUCAAAGCAGGGCGCUCCAUCCUAUCCGAGCCAGAGGCCAGGCUACAGGAAUGGUCCUGUCUUGCACACGGAGAGGCGCCACAGCUGGGAGAAUGAGGUAUCUGUGCUCCAAGGUGCUCCAGAGACGGUCUGUGAGCUCCUCAGUGCUUUGGGCCUUCAGAAAUACAAUCUGGGACUCAGCCUCAAUGGCUGGGAUGAUCUGGAUUACUUCAGUGGCAUCACAGAAGACGAUCUGCGUGCUGCGGGUGUGACAAACUCUUCCCACCGACGCAGGAUCUUGGAGAACCUACCCAGGAACUGGAACUGAUAUAACUCAAUUAAAAAAACGAACAGUAGGAAACCACAUCGUUUUGACAGAAGAUGGCAUCAGUGCAUAGUUUUCUUUCCAGCAAUUCUCGAGUGAUCUUCAACUUUUCAGGGAUUUGACUUGAUGUCAAUGCCUCCAUCCAAUGAGAGUGUUUGAGGUACAGUCAGUACAUUUUCACUGCAAUUUUCAAUUGCACUCUGCCAUGUGCAAUUUCUGGAUGAAAUUCAUUAUCUUUUCAGAAACUGCUGCUCUAUAUCAAAGCAAGAAGCCAAGCAAAAGGCGUCUGCUUCCAAUAUACUUUUCUUCCAUCACUCUACUAGUUUUUUUAUUUUUUAGUUACCGGAUCAAAAUAUAUUAUACCUACGUUUUUUUUUUUAUUUUUUUUUUUUUUAUCAACAGUAGACCCCUUGCAUCUCAAUCGGUUGGGUAAAAAUAUGGUCCAAGAAUCAAAGAAGAAUUUUAAACAUGAUCAGAUGGAAAUAAAAAAAAAAAAAAAAAAGUCCUAUCUUACUUGUUCUCCGAUUGUUUUUUUCCCCAGAAUGUUUUUCUUUAGUCCCGCGACCCUUGUGAGGAUAAGCGGCUCAGAAAACGGAUGGAUGGAUGGAUGUUUUUCUUUAGCUUUGACAGUGCGUGAAUACUUACAAGGGUGUCUAGUGAUAAUAAGAAAAUGCUCACGGUAACAAGAGAACUAGAAUGGGAACUUGUCACCAAAACGCAAAAUCAAAGAUAAGGUUAGCUACACGUAUUGUUGUGUUUAACAAUUAGUUGCAUCACUUCUUUUUGCACUUAUGACAAUGAGCAAUGCUUAAAUGUUACUUAAAGCAUUACCUCGUAAAAGUUUUAUAAUGGUGAAAGUUCAACCCCUUUACUGGAUUACAGUGUUCCCCUGCUAUUUGCGGGGGGUAGGGGCUGAGCCGUGCCAUGACUGGCAAAUAUCCACAAUUGACAACCCCCAAAGGGUUUAUAAUUGCCUAUAUAUGCCAGAAUAUGACAGUAAAUCACUACUUUAAUCCAAAUGACGUGACAGUUUAUCUUAAUUCAAUGUAGUUCCGUGGUACCAAGAUCCCACAAGAUGGCAGAAACUCACUACUUUUGUCUAAAUAAGGCUCCUCAACUCACUUCCACGUAGUUCCUUGGCAUGAAGAUGCCAUAAGAUAGCACCAAACCAGUACUGGUAUUGCAUUACUUUGAUGAACUGUUAAACGGGUAAGUCCCGUGAGUCGAAUUGUGAAUAUGCGGGGAACACUGUAAUUGUAUUUCGAUUAUUUCCCAUGAGGAAAAUUGGAGUUGAAUUCCUAAUGAAUUGUUGAAUGAAAGAAAGUUGAAUGAAUUGUUGGAGUUCCAAGGAAUCACUGUACUCAUUCAAUACAGUAAAAGAAAUGUGAACGCGCUUGAUGUUCAAAUAAUAUUGAUUCUUGUGUCCAGGUCUCAUUCAUUUUGUCCACAUUAUCUGCAGGCAAGUGUCUCUCUUUUUUUUUUUUUUUUUUUUUUUUUUUUUUUACUGAGUGUACCUUCUGCGCCUAUUGAGCCUGGAUCUGAGCUUGUAAAAGCCCACAAGUAAAAUUAUAUAGUGGUAUUAAAUCCAUGCAGUACAUAUGUAGUAAAGUCUGUUUACCGUCUCGUACUCUUUCUAUCAUGUCACUUAAUCAGCGCUUGUGUCCACUGUCUCUUCAUGUUUCAAGUAAAGUGCAUUAGAUGACUUUUA
Phyllopteryx taeniolatus (common seadragon) is the source of this 6953-nucleotide messenger RNA. RefSeq names its product inositol polyphosphate phosphatase-like 1b (gene inppl1b). Gene Ontology annotation, biological process: phosphatidylinositol dephosphorylation. Lineage: Eukaryota; Metazoa; Chordata; Actinopteri; Syngnathiformes; Syngnathidae. Bases 1580 to 5248 code for a protein of 1222 amino acids. The record is from RefSeq and is a predicted model, not a curated record. Gene Ontology annotation, molecular function: phosphatase activity; protein binding. The transcript has 28 exons.